Messenger RNA from Procambarus clarkii (red swamp crayfish), 2416 nucleotides. Its product is annotated as zwei Ig domain protein zig-8. NCBI's taxonomy places the organism in Eukaryota, Metazoa, Arthropoda, Malacostraca, Decapoda, Cambaridae. Gene Ontology annotation, biological process: synapse organization. The record is from RefSeq and is a predicted model, not a curated record. Gene Ontology annotation, cellular component: neuron projection membrane.
ACCGCCACACUGGGUCGGUGAGGACGUGAGGCGCAGUGUGUGUGGCUGUGAAUGUGAGUGUGUGGAGUGUCGCACUCUCACGCCACACUUGUGCCUUGAGUGCAGGGGGGAAACCCUUCGCUUCCUACCUCAGGGGAGAAGAGAUAUUUCCUCUCACUUUCUGCUUCACAUAAUUACUAUUCUAAUCUACAAUUUAAAGAGUCUUUGAAAGCUUUCUGGGAGUUGAAAAGUGCUUGGCAAUUCUAGCAGGGACACCUGACUGUAAACUUAACCCCGCAGUGGAGUGAACUACAGCAAAACGGCAAGAUGUGACACCUAAGAGAUCUCAAUAGUGAUCGUGUAACGAAAUAAAACCCAAAAAUAUUAAAACCCAAGUAUUUCACGAUGUAAAAACAAUCUAGCUUCAAAAAGUUACCAGUGCAAUAGUAUCGAGCAGUGUGUGUGUGUGUGUGUGUGUUGGAGGCUGUGAGGGAUUACAGUGACUCUUAAGAUCUCUAGGUCAGCAUCACCUGCUUCAGGAGAGAUUUCAUCCCGGGCCAAGAUGCUCCGGUGGGCGUCGGUGGAACAGGUGGUGGGUCUGGUGACCCUACUCACCUUCCUGACCUGGCCUGACCUUGGCUACACACAAGCAGCCGUGUCCUUCGACCCCAAGAAGCUGGAGUCGUCGUCUCAGGUUUGGUCUGGAUACCCUCAUAUCCUCUCCCCAAGCUUCGAGGACACGCCUCAGAACGUGACGGCGCUGGCAGGCGACUCUGCCUUUCUUCCCUGCACCGUAUCUCACCUGGGUGACCGAUCCGUGACGUGGAUGAGGAAGCGAGACCUACACAUACUCACCGCGGGGGUCUACACUUACUCCGCCGACGACAGGUUCAUGGUCCUUCACCCGGAGAACUCUGACGACUGGACGCUGCACAUCAAAUUCGCCAACGAGCGUGACGCUGGCGUCUACGAGUGCCAGGUCAACUCCGACCCCAAGAUUAGUCUCAAGGUCACUCUCACUGUAAAAGAUAGCCAGCUGGAUGACCCUCUGCACUACGGGAUAGCCACCACGGAUACUAGGUUUCCUGACUAUAUCUUUGACAACAACGACAAGGAGACGAAAAAGAACCCAAAGAAGAGCGGCAAGAAUAAGAAGAAUAAGGGUAGGCGUAAUUGGAGGCGACGCAAGGUGCCUCUGGUGGCGAUCGAGGGCCCGACGGAGCGACAUAUCCAGAGAGGGAGCGUCCUGGCGGUGACUUGUGUGGUCCGCCACCCGCCACACUCCGCCCCGGACCACAUCCUCUGGUUCCACGGGCCCACCAACAUCGACUACGACUCGGCUAGAGGCGGCGUCUCUAUCCAGACGGAGAAGUCGACCAGGAGGACGGUCAGCAAGUUGAUGCUGUCAUCAGUGGACCCAGGCGACACCGGCGAGUACAGCUGCAGCCCCACUGACCUCCAGCCCGCCGUCGUCACAGUUCAUGUCCAGGACGGAGCUGCCUGGUACACCACCGGGUCGCGAGAGCCGGGGGCAGGAUCGCAGCAGAGAAUGUCCGCGCUGAUGUGCGACCCUUCCUCAGCACUCUACCGAGGUCAGAUCCAGCAGCCGGUUAAGCAGGGUCCUGGACUAAGCACGGGCUCCGUCACCGCCUCCGUCAGCAGCGCCCUGUUGGCACUGGUCAUGAUGACUCUGGCUUGCAUCAAGUGCCGCAUGUUCGCUUGAGUGCGUGCAGAGGGCAGCACCCACAAGAGGUGGCGGACGCCGUGUGCUCUGGGGUAUCGUCUCCUGGGGGCAUGAAACUCACAGGAAUCCUCUCGCUUUCGACGAAGAAGAUCGCGGAUUCUGGGAAAAAAAUAAAUGGUGCGGUGACGAGGAAUGUGGCCAAGAUCAGUUGCCUGCAGAGGACAAGUGUGAUGGACUUUAAAAUUAAAGUGGAUGGCGGCGGGCCUCGAGGUGUUUGCUUGUAAAUGUUUGUAUGGAAUUUUUACAGACGUUUGUCCAUUCUGCUCACGUGUGGCAGUAUUUCGAAGUCCAUUUGGUGGUAAAAAAAAACAAAAGAAUGUGGAAGACCUUUUUUUUUUUACCCGAACGUUGACGAAACAUGAUGUUGGAUUAUAAAUAUCAGACGACGUUUUAAUUAAGCCAUCAUUUAGGUCACAGUUAACUUUCAUAUACCAGUAAAAAUUCCUGUAUAUUUAUAAACUUUGGUGAGAGAGUGCAGUGCAGUUUUAGGGAUGAGUACAUAAAACAGGGAGGUAUAUAUUUAUAUGAUGAUAGUCUGUUGAAACGUGGAAUCUGGCCCCACAGGACCAGGGGGCUAGAUUCACGAAAGCACUUACGAACCUGUACAUCUUUUCUCAAUCUUUGGCGGUUUUGUUUACAAUUAUUAAACAGUUAAUGAGCUCCGGAGCACCAGGAGGCUGAUUAUAACAAUAA